This is a messenger RNA of Rotaria sp. Silwood2, 399 nucleotides long. NCBI's taxonomy places the organism in Eukaryota, Metazoa, Rotifera, Eurotatoria, Philodinida, Philodinidae. The record is from the annotation of a GenBank genome assembly.
AUGACUACUAAUUCAUCUCUUGCUACUUUAUGUUUUGAACGGGAAAAUCCAGCGGAAUAUGGCAGAAUAAUUACUGAUCCUUUAGGAAAUUUUAUAAAAAUUGUUGAAUUUAAAAACGCAACAAAUGAAGAAAAAGCAAUCAAGAUUUGUAAUUCAGGAAUUAUGGCAUUUAAACCUGCUAUAUUACGAAAAUAUUUACCCUUAGUUUUGCAGCAGCACCCUAAUCAAUUACAAGAAGUAUAUUUAACUACUAUUGUAGAAAUUACUAAAAGUAAAGGGGAGCAAGUUUCUUAUUUGUUGUCUCAAGCUGAUAAUUUAGUAUUAGGAAUUAAUACUAGGCAAGAAUUGGAAGAGGCUAAUAAGACUAUUGCACAUUUAGAAAAGCUAGUAAACAAUUAA